AGCUACUGGCGGGUAUGGGAGACGAACCCACAGAAAGUAACAGUAACGCUCGUCUACCUUUAGCUUAGAACGAGAGUCGCGCGCGAUCGCCAGACCAGUCGUACGUUCUUCGUCCUGGGGAACGGGUACUCGCGCAGUUUCGUUCUUGCAAGUGUCUCGCAUAUACGAUUACGUCGCCGAUCUCCGUCGGGCGUUCGUCCUUCAGUGUCAUCGUGCAGGUACAAGGUCGCGUGUGUGCGCCACGACUUUUCGUCCACCGCGGGAGUCGCCGUGCAUCGCAAGCGGAUGCACUUGACGCGCGAUGUGUGCGAGUUGAGGACAACUUCUGACCGAGAAGAUCGAGACUAAAGUCACUUAGGAGGAUUAGACCAAGCGAUGAACAUGGACUGGGAGUUGCGAGCGGCAUCGCUGAUUCUCUGUUUGGGAAUUCUGCUCGCGACGAUACAGAAUGGAAUUGCCGAACGGAGAAUAGUGUGUUAUUACACCAACUGGUCGGUUUACCGGCCCGGCACCGCGAAGUUCUCACCUCAAAACAUAAAUCCGUACCUAUGCACGCAUCUGAUCUACGCGUUCGGCGGCUUCACGAAAGACAAUGCGCUGAGACCGUUCGACAAGUAUCAGGACAUCGAGAAAGGCGGAUACGCGAAGUUCACGGGUCUGAAGACUUACAACAAGAAUCUGAAGACGAUGCUGGCGAUCGGCGGCUGGAACGAGGGCUCGAGCAGGUUUUCACCGAUGGUGGCGGAUCCCGCGAAACGGCGGGAGUUCGUCAAGAACACCGUCAAGUUUCUCAGACAGAAUCACUUCGACGGUCUUGAUCUCGACUGGGAGUAUCCGGCCUUCCGUGACGGCGGGAAGCCACGGGAUAAGGACAAUUACGCGAAUCUGGUGCAGGAACUUCGCGAGGAGUUCGAGCGGGAGUCGUCGAAAACCGGAAGACCGAGGUUGUUGCUGUCGAUGGCGAUGCCAGCCGGGGUCGAGUACAUCGACAAGGGUUACGACGUGCCCAGACUGAACGAGUACUUGGACUUCAUCAAUCUGCUCUCUUACGAUUAUCAUUCGGCGUACGAGCCCGUCGUCAAUCACCACUCGCCGUUGUAUCCUCUCGAGGAGGACAACGAGUACAAUUACGACGCGGAGUUAACUAUCGAUUACACGAUCAGUCAUCUGCUGGAGAAAGGAGCGUCCGCGGAUAAGAUCGUCCUUGGAAUACCGACGUACGGCCGUUCGUACACGCUGUUCAAUCAGGACGCGACCGAGCUCGGGUCGCCGGCGGACGGUCCGGGCGUCGAAGGGGACGCCACUCGAGAGAAAGGCUAUCUCGCUUAUUACGAGAUCUGCGAGAGCAUAGCGGGAUCCGACGAGUGGCAAGUCGUCCAGCCGAACGUCAAAGCGAUGGGACCGUUCGCUUUUAAGGGCGACCAGUGGGUUGGAUACGACGACGAGAACAUAGUCAAGCUGAAAGCUCGCUACGUGAACGAGAAGAAACUCGGAGGCAUCAUGUUCUGGUCUAUAGACAACGACGACUUCCGCGGCAAGUGCCACGGCCGACCCUAUCCACUGAUCGAGGCCGCGAAAGAAGCUUUGCUCACGGACAACAGCAAAAAUGCGAUCGACAAACCGAAGUCGAAAGAGGACAGUCGAAAGAAGACGCGCAUCCAAAGUGCUCAGAGCAACGCUUCGAAAUCGAAUCAUCGAAGAAGCAGCACCACGUCAGCUCCGAUCGUCACCAAACGCGCGUCCUCUUCGAGACCGAAGUAUCGUAAUAUUUCGAGACCGAAAGCGAGCGACGAGGAACGAGAGGAUGAGGAUCGAGAGACGUCGAAGAAAUCGUACGACUCGGACGAUGACAUAGAGGGUAGAAACACCGUCAGAGUCACGGAGAAAACCGAAAGACCGAAAGAUCGAAACAGAAGUUCGAAAACGCGAGGCGGCUCUGCCGAUCGUAGCUCUCGCAGAAAACAAUCCAGACUCAAAGGACAGACGAGAAAUGACGAGGAACAGGAGUCCUUGAGCAACAAAUUGACGACGCCCGAGCCACCGACGACUCCCGAUCCGGGAACCGACUUCAAGUGUGAGGACGAAGGUUUCUUCCCGCAUCCUCGAGAUUGCAAGAAAUACUUCUGGUGCCUCGACAGCGGUCCGAGUGGGCUCGGAGUGGUUGCGCAUCAGUUUACCUGCCCAUCGGGUCUUGUAUUUAACAAGGCAGCGGACUCUUGCGACUAUCCGCGCAACGUGAUUUGUCCGAAAGCGUCGAAGACGUCGAUUGUUUCCACCACAAAAUCGCCGAUCACUGCCGCGACCAGCCGAACGACUUACUUGCAUAGCACGACAACUGCGAAGACGGUGUCGGAAGAAUACGAUUCGGAAGAAGAUUACGAAGACGAGACCGAGGAGGAUGAAGAGGAGGAGGAAGUGAGAGAAGAACCCACGACAACGGCUAAGCCGCUUGUCUAUAAGACGCUCACCAGAAACAGACCCAGCACGACAACAGCCGCAACCACAAUCAAAACGUCGAAACCAAACGAACCAAACGAAAGAAUCAGCGACAGCGAAGACGAGGAGGAUCCAAAGGUGAUCAAAGAACUUAUCGAUCUUAUCAAGAAAGCAGGUGGAAUAGAACAGUUGGAGAAACAGCUGUUGUUCCAAGACAAGAGCGCCGACACCACGUCGGGUAGCGAAAACGUCACUCCGGCCACGAUCAGUCGUAGUCUGUACGAACGCGUGUUGAAUCGUCAGGCGAGCAAACUCGCCAGUCAGCGACCCGUAUUGUCAUCUUCCGAGACCAGUUACGUAAACGGACCGGGGAGAGCACAGUUCGAAGGCUUAGACGAAAUUCCGGAAGUAAUGAAUCUCAGACGUUCGCAGAAGCAUCAAUAUGUCACCAUCGAGAGAUCCAGAUCACCUGCGAAGGAUGAGGAAGAAGAGGAGGAGGAGGAGGAGGAGGAGGAAGAAGACAAUACUGACGUAGCUUCUUCGGAAGAAGAAAGUGUCAGUCACCCGGAAGAUGGCACGUCCACGCACCGAGCGACGCCAAGUUACGUCAAUAUUCGUCGAACACGACCUUCCACCACGACGUCUAGAACCGAAAACGACGUGGUAGAAAAGGAAGUGGAGGAGGAGAAAUUGACUCGCAGGCGACGACCAUUCAUUUCUUCAAAGCAACAAGAUAACGAGGCAAAUUCUGAAACGUCCAAAUCUUCUCGAAAUCGUGGUUUAAGGAUCUCGGAAAAAAGAGACAAUCCAGAAGACGUCGAUCAAGCGACGGAGAAGGACGACAGUUUGCAAACGACAAAAUCUAGGUAUAUCAGUAUACAAAGAUUCAGAAGCACCACUUCAAAGACUUCCGACGAAUCGUCUAGCGUGGUUCCUCAGACGGAGGUGAUCAGCGAAACCACUUCGCCAACGAGACUCGAAGAAUAUUCAGAAACAUCCAGUACAACCGCUAGUACUGCCACUUCGUCGUCUACUACCCCCGCAACGACCACUUCGACUUCCACCGAAGUGAUCACCGUGAUCAGCGUCGAACCGUCGCAAUACCCGUCCAGCGUCAAUCCUAAGGUCGCGAUUGGUUCCACCACAGACUCGGUGAAGCUGGUGGACGAUUCCGCGACGGAGAUACUGUUGACGACAGUGCCGGCGACAGUCACCAGCUCGAGUCCGUCAACAACGACGACGACGACGACGACAACGACGACAACAGCAGCAACAUCGACUUUGGGAAGUAGAUCGACGAUAGCUGUGGUGUCGCAGCCGCGACCCUUCGGUUUCACCCGAAGAAGAUCCGGAAGUUCAGAAACAACGACGACGAUCCCCCCGUCGAGCAGGUCCAAGGUCGCCGAAGCGAAAACUAUCAGACUGCCGACCCUGAAGGAGCUGAUCGGCUACUCGACGACUUACCACGACGAUCGUCGUAUCGUUACGACACCGUCGUCGUCGUCGUCGUCCGUUAUCUCGCACUUGCUGCGCGACCAAGUGGAUGACAAUGACAUUAGCCUGCAGAACGUCGAGGAGUCAGCGAAAGUCAGCGAAGAGAUUGCCGGCGACGUGUCGUGGCUGCGACAAGCCACGAAGAACAAAGCGAAAUCGCGCAUCCCGAAGAUGGCGGACGUUACCUUCGACAAAAAAGCUUUGGCCGCGAACGCUAUUCACGAAGACGAGAACAAGGAACGAAGAAAUUCCUCAACUUCCGUCUAUCUGAAACCGACCACGAUGCGCGGUAUUCCUCUCGCCGAUCUGACUCCCAGCCCGGUGAUACGUGGAUUCUACGUUACCAAGAACGAAGACGAUUCAACCAGAUCGACGGUUGACUUCGCGUUACAGUACAAUCCCGUUGUUGAAUCACAGACGGAAUCUACUCCGGUUACUGACAUUCCCACGACCAACGAGAUUGUCACUCGCGCUUACGAUCGAAACGAAGCGAAUACUUCGGACAACAGUGAAAGCGACACGACGAUCGACGAAGUUACGACUGUUGCUUACAAAAAUCGAAACGAAUACGAACUCGAUAUUUCUACCGGCAAUCCGGCAGUUAGCGACGAAGACAAUACCGCUCGCGAGGAGACACUUUUCGUUUCGAGUUCCUCGACCAUCGCUUCGGAAGAUUCCGGCAGCGUCGAAAAUGAUCUUCCCGAUCGCGAAGAACCCCGUACAACAGUUGCAACACCUGAUAGCAGAUCUGUGUCUAGACGAAGAAAACCGUCGCGCGAAUUGAAUUACAACGUCGAGACGCCUAACGUCGUUUCAACGAGAUCGUCGGCAAGACGAAAAAUCGACGUCGCCGUGAACAGAUUUAACGAGGCUACCCCCGCGAUAUGGACGGGCAAACGCAUAUUGAUCAGAAGGCGACACAGAACCACCGUCUCGCCGAUUAAGGACGCCAUAAGACGAACUGAGAGCGCGUUCGCUCACGGCGCAACGAGUAUCUUCGGAAGCGCAACCUCUACGACCCCUUCGACGUUAACUUCAAGUCGUGCAUCUCCCGCAAUCACCACGGGAGUUCCUCUGAAUACGCUCGAGGUUACUGUAUCUUCCGAAAGUUCGAGUAUUCGUGAAGAUCUAGCAAAUUUCUCUGAGAUCGAAGAUUCGAACAAUCGCGCGAUCGCAGAGACGGAUGUCACUUUGACCUCGUCAAAGAUCGUUUCGACGUGGGUGAAUCCCACAGCUGCUGUAAUUUCAACAAUCUCAGACGAUUCUACAACCACGUCCGCAGACACGUCCGAAGUUGCAACCGCAUCGCCGACUGUUGAGGUUGCAAAAGCUCCUUCACUUGAAAGUGACGUCACAACUACAGUUGCGACUACGAGUCCUAACGAUGAAACCACUUUUACUACAGCUUCAAUUUAUUCGUCUGAUAUUCCUGCAACUACGAGCACGCGCGAUCUUGCGACUGCGAAUAACGAGAUCGAAUCUAAUUCCACGAGUUAUUUAACAAACGAUUUCACAAAUCACGCUAUUGAAACCACCUCGUCGAUUGCAAAUUAUUUCGAAACUGCUACCCCGGUAAAUGCGAUCGCUACUGAUUCUUCAAUCACGACCACGAAUACUGAAGUUGAAACCGCUUUCACGAGCGCGAAUUAUCCAAGUGAUAACGAUGUGUUUGUAACGAGUGAAGUUGAAACUACUUUUAUCCCUGCAAUUACCGUCCCGGCAACUGCCGACGCAAUUACGAUUGAUUUUUCCACAUCCGAAACCGGAGCGGAAGAUGAAAAAACUACCAACGCGAUUGCGAAUUAUUCUACAGUUGCGACAAUUGCGACGGAUAUAAGCGAAACUGAUUCCGCCGUUGCGACUACGAACGAAGGAACCGAAGCUUCUGCCAAAACCGAAUUGAAUUAUUUCGAAUCUGUUACUUCUACGAAUGUACGCGCAACCACAGUUCCAGUCACCGCUACUUCGCCGUUAACAACGAUUCCUUCUGCCGCGUAUACACACGUGUAUCCAACCGCGUCCGUGACAAGUGACUUUACGGAUAGUCUAACUACAAAUAUGAUGACAACGGCUGAUACAAUUGUUCCAACCACCACGGACUCGAUUACAACACCCGCGAGUGUAGACGUUCCUUCCGCAACUACUUCGGCAAUUAUCGACACAACGACAGCUGCAACUCAGUUCAGACCUGAUUCCGUAACGUCGGCUAGACUUCCGAUAACGGACACACCUUCAACUAGUCCGAUUUCUACAACUGCAAAAGUCGAAUCGAGUAUUCUUGACGUUGGAAAUAAUUCCGAAACAUUAGCUGACACCGUAACUGAACAAUCCAACGCUCGAAACAAUCCAACGCUCGCUUCGAAGUUGUCUUCCAGCGCCAGUUCCGAAAUAUCGUUAGCGGGAACGACCGCAUUUUCGAGUCAAACUGACGACAAUUCCGUGACACCGGUGAUUACGCGAACUCCUUCAACUCUUCCUUCCCUUACAACACCGGUUACAACCACUGUAGCUACAGAAGAAUCUGGACCUACAGAUUUUCCGACUCCUGCGACUUCUUACGAGACGAUUCCGACUACAAUUCGAACAACCGAGAGCAUUUAUUUGUCGCGUUCUGCAAUACGUAAAGAAUCCACGAAAAUAAAUACCGAUUUUCCCCAAGAAAAAGAAGCUACUUCUAAUACCGAUGGUCAAAACGAAACGAACGAUCGAACAGCCACGAUUGUUCGCGAGUCGAAUUUCAGACAAACGACAAGCAAAGAUUCCGCGAUUCUGGAAGAGAAACUUUCCGAAGAAACUACGUCAGAAAGUACGCGAGAUCGGGAACAGAAUCAAACGACGUCGUUGCGAAACGGUCAAAAAACAUCCAGACGUCGCGUCAUAAACCGAACGAGUAACUGGAACGGUUGGUCGGUAUCACGGCAAACGAGCCAUCCUCGACGUGUUCCGCCGGUUCAUCGCGGAGGGGGCACACGGAGACCUUCUAGCUACAUUUCUUCCGCGAGAACGAGAGAGGAGCAUCUCAGAAGACGAAUCGCGCAGAAGAGAGCCAGAAUUAAUCCCGAAGCGCGCGGUAACACUGUCGGAUCUGACGAAAAUGUUGUCGACGUUCAAAAUGUCACCGAGACGACGAGUGUCACGUACGGUCAAAAUGGAAGGACGAAAGUUACGGUGAAGAGAGUCAGGGAAAGAAUUGAUAAAAAAGAAACUACGACAACUUCGCAACAAGAAACAACGGAACUUCAUCAAACGUCUGUUGAAAACAAAUCUCGAGAUCGCAACGAGACCGUCAGAAGAGACCGAAAACCGGAAAGAGCGAAACCUCAGACUCAGGAAGAUCUUGUAGCCGAAGAAAUCCGAGGUUACUCUGAUUUGAAUAAUAUUAUUGCUAAUAAUAAUAAUAAUAAUAAUAAUUCGAAUAAUACUAGCGAUACUAUUACCGAUUCGACUACUGCUCUCGAUAGUAAUUUGACUACUGUCGACACCGCUACCGAUAAAAAUCAGUCAAAUAUUUUUGAAAAUAAUUUUCACACAAAUGAAAAUCGUUUUCAACAAGAAAAGAUUAACAGAAGAAUGAGAGUUGUGCUAAAAAGUGUUAGACCUACGAGCAAAGAAGAGAACUCGAGAACUGCGGAAGCGAGUGCGGUUUCCGAUCCCGUCGAUGUGCGAAACAGUUUUUCGAGUAGAUCCGAUAAAGGCAGAAGAGGUAGAAUGAGAGUUGUGUUGAAGAGUAUCAGACCCAAGGACGAAACUUUCGCAAUUGAGGAAACAGAAUUCGAUUCUGCAAAUGACGACGAGAACGGUCGAGAAAAUCUUUCGAACAAUCGUAACAACGCGAGUGCAAACUUCACCGACGAGAAUAAAAUAAAAAGAAGAAUGAGGGUAGUGAAAAGAGUUAGACCUACUACAUCCGAAGAAACGGAGACGAGAACAACCGACGUGGUCGAUGCGAAUCCUCGUAACGACACGAGUCUUUUUGUUGAUUUCGGAAGAAGAAACGGGAGAAGAAUGAGAAUUGUUUUGAAGAGCGUGAAACCCAGGCUCGAGGAGACGAGAACGGAUUCUGAUACGACCGAUGAGGAUCUUCAGGGUAGCUCUUCGAACAAUCCUUACGUGUACAAAAAUCGUUCCGACGAGGAGAAGAAAGUUGCGUCGAAAAAGAUCGAACCUGCGAGAAAAGACUUGAUAACCGAAGAGACGGAAAAUUCGCCGGUAACCUUCGUGUCCGUUUUGCCACCUGGAUUUUUUCGAGAGAACAGAAAACAAAAGAUCAGAGACGGGACGAACGUUCCGUCCAAGGAAGUCGAGCCUAGAUCGCGAGAAGUUAAAGAAGAGGCUGAAACGAUGAUCAGUGCCAUCGACAAAAAUCACGAGAGCGACGUUUCUUCAGUUCGUUCCAAGCCCGAGAAAGAGCGAACGACAACCGAACCGCGGGAAGACACGCGAACCACGGAGGCGACCGCUGUUCUGACCGAAGAGGACACUGAUCGAUUUUCGCUCGAGACAACUUCCUUGAGAAGCAACGGAUCUUCCCUCGGUCGCAAAUCGGGAAGCGGAACAAACCCCGUUAGGCAGAGAAAACCGACGCAGCCGACAACGGUCACUCCGCUGAUCAGUACCGUGCCGAGCUAUCUGACCACAACUCAUCGAAGAAGCAGACCGGCAAUCGAGACUACCCUGUCGCCGAGGAUAGAUCUCAACGUGUUCGACGGCACCGAAUCGUACGUUAAAUCGACCGCUUUCGAGAACGAUCAGAAGACAGACGUGUCCGAUCAAAGCGUUCGCACCCAAGAGUUCGCGGCGACUCUGACGGAUCCGCCGAUCUCGUCUUCGCCAAACACCGGUCGAACGCCGUUAGUGGAUGUCGAUGGGCGCAAGAUUAGCACCACCAUAACACCCAGAACGUAUCCCACGACCGAGCGAACGGUCACGAGAUACGGCGCGGACGUGAGGGGUCGUCAAAAGUUCAGGACGAAAGACAACAACAAGCCUGCCACAGCGAACGUUACCACGAGACCUAGAAGACCGCCGGUGAUCGAUUACGACUAUUACGAGGACGAGGUGCCGAUCGUGAUCGGCAAGUCCUUCCUCAACAGUAAGCUCUUCCUCACGAACAAGGGCACGAUACGUUGCCUGGAUCAGGGCAACUUCCCGCACCCGUACUCGUGCAAGAAGUUCAUCACUUGCGCCCGUAUGGUGAACGGCCAGGUGAUCGGAACCGAGUACACUUGUCCCGAUAAAUUGUCCUUCGAUCCCAUCGGCGGUAUCUGCAACUGGUCCGCCGGUCUCGGUUGUAAGGAACGAUAGAUGUUCUUGAUCACUUGAUAAUUCGAUACAGGGGGAAGAGUUGUAUAUAAGCUCGCGAUCGCAUCGAUAGUUUCGUUUUGAGAAAAAAAAAAUCAAUCAACAAAUCGUUUAUCCCGACUCGGAAUAUAUUAGACGUGGUUCGUUAAAUUGUGACGCGUUUAAACAGAACAGAAAAUAAAACAACACGUAAUUGUUAAACUUAUUGGUCCACGGGAAAGAUCUUUAAGAAAAGAUUGAGUUAUCGAGUGGUUAAGAUGAUCUUUGCGACGUUCUUCUCUCGGACUAGAAAAAGAAUAUUUCCAAAGCAUUUAUUUUUAAACAAAAAUAAAAAAAAAAACUUUUUUGAUUCUUGCAACAUAUAAAUUUCUAUAUUUUAACACGUAUGUUAAUUCGCGGAUUUCUGAGAGAUAUUGUUAUCUUAAAUGCAAUGACAACGUGAAAAUAAGAGCAUUCCAUGAAUAUUACACGGUCUAAAAAUGACAUAACGACGGUGUUAGAAAAUAAGCGCGAAGUGUGUAUUACUAUUGUAAGAAAGACUUCGAAUCGGUAUAUCUCUCGUUGAAAAGACCCUCUCUAUCCGCACAGUCUUCAACGAUAAUUUGUUUCGAGCGCGUGACGGACAAAAUUGCUUUAAUCACAUAACACAGUAGUGGAUUGCGUCCAACAAAUUUUUAUCCCACAGUUGAGUUCUUUGUCCUUUCGAGGAAAACUGUGAUUCAUUUCAAUUAGCAAACGGGCUGUUUUCAAAGCGAUCACAUUUCGAUGAGACGUAUCCGUAUACACACACACUCUCCUUGUACGACUGCGCAACAGCCAUAUAAUCGAGCGAAAACACAGAGUGGUGAUAUUAUCGUUAAAGUCUCUUUCACAUGUAAAUAUUAAUAGUGUUUGUUAUGUGCGUAAUAAGUAGCGUAAAUAAGAUAAUAAACGUAAACUCUUUCGCGUGUGGCCUGUGACCAGAGCGGGCGUUACAUAAUUUAAUCUGUAAAUUUUUCACAGCGAUUGUUAAGCCCUCUUUUUUGUUUUGUAACAAAAGAUACGCUUAAUCUUCCUCUUUUGAGACGAACAAUAAAUUUCGAACUCGAUUCAUAUUGGCGAGUGUAGUGCACAUCGAAUUUAAUAUCAUAUAUAUACAUAUGUAAUGUAUCGAAGUUUUUUUUUUGUACUUGAAAAAUAAAAGCAUCGAUUAUAUACGACACACAUCUUGCGCGUGAUCUUCGCACAUUUCGCAAACAAAAUUGUUCAACGACGAAAUCUUUGGUAAGUAUUUUAAAUAAUAUCCUAAAGAAUAAAAAAAUUGCAUAAAUAGACAAACUUUUUCUCUGUUGCGUUUCUUCUCGCAGAGAGAAAUAAACUCUGGUGCGACAAUUUUUUUUCCAAAUAUUUUUUUUAUUUUCCCCGAUAUUUUUUGUUUCACAAUGUUAUUUGUUAUUAAUUUAGUUGAAGAAGAUGAGAUGAACAAACUAAGUUUAUUAUUACAGUAUAGUUGAGAUAAAUGUAAUGCAGCGAAACGAUCGUAUUUUUUUUUUUUUUUUUUUUUUUUCCAUGAGGUUGCUCGAACUCCGUGCAACUCUUUUUUUUCGUAAAAUACUGCAAAGUAAUUACAAUUGUACACUUUGUGUGUGCGUGUUGUAAAUAAAAAAAAAAAAAAAACUGUAUAUUAUAAUAUUAACGUUCGAAGAAGAUCGUUCAAAGCAACUAGAUAUUUUUCGAGACCGUCGAUUAUCCGAAAUAGUCGAGUAGUUCACCGUUCACGGAUACUUAUUCAGGAAUUUCUCUUACGAAUUACCACUGAUGAGUCGGAUACAUAUGUACGUACAUGUUUCAGAUAUAUUCGUGUUUCCUUUUUUUUUUCCGCAUUACGUAUAUUUUCCAUUCAGUGUACAUCUCUACAUGCGAGGAAGUGCGUGUGCGUGUGUGUAUUUUUGCGUCGUUGAAUUUCGUGUGUAUCAUAGGUAUUGCUCCAGCAAGUAAACUUCCUGCUUUGGCGUGUUUGUUUUUCUCGCAUAUCACUCGUCUCCUGUGUGCUUAAUAUAGUGUACUCCGAGAAAGAAAAUCAGAGAAAAAAUAAUUAAAAGAAAAAAAAAAUUAAGAGUGAACUCUCUCAAAAAUCGCGUUAAGAUAAACAUUGAUAAGCGCGUUAAAGCCGCAACAAGCGAGACAAAAAACUUGGUGUUUCUUUCAACAAAAGUAAUUGCAUUUCACACACGAGCAUUGUUUUUUUUUUUGUUUUUUUGUUUUUUUUUCGUUUCUUUUUUAUCGAGAGUAUGACUUUCACGAUGUAAUUCAAACAAAGUAAACUGAUGACACCCUCCCCUAACCCGACUCUGAACGUCACUAAAGGUGGUGAUGGAUAUAUUAAGUAGGCUAUAAAUGUAACGUUGUAUUUAAAACACGAUAACGAGAAAAAUGGCAGCUGUGAUCUGAAGAGUUUUUUUUUUUUACGUAGUAGUGGACCUCUAUGUUACAAUUAGCGCCUUAUCGGUGUGUUUCUUUGCAAAUAUUUAUAAAAAUAAAUACUUUGAGAGAAGUAUUUCGCUUUUCGCUUUCUAACCGUAAAAAGUCUCGACACAUAUAUCAUAUAAAUAUAGAUAUAUAUAUAUAUAUCGGAGCGAUAUUUAAUAAAUAAUUAUUAAAAGUCAAAAAUAAAUAAAUAAAUUUGCUUCGUUCAGCGUAUUCGUUUUCGCAUACGUUUAAUAUACGAUUUACAAAAUAUAUAUAAGGCGUCGGCUUAUCGUUUAUUUAAGGAUUCGUAGUGUGCCGCGCUCAUUUAAAAAAAUAUGAACAAUGUUCGAUUUCGAGCGUUACGUUUUCUGGAUACUUAGCGAGAAGGUCGAUUUCAAUGUACAUAUCGUUAAAACUCGCAAAGUUCGUUAUUAUUACUCUUCUAGGUCUUUCGUAUAGUUUCGUUUUGUGUUGUGCGAACUCUCUUAUAAAUUAAUUGACACCGGAAAUCGCGCGCGCGCGCGCGCGCGCGAACAUCAGCGCCGGACUGUGCGCGAUUCGUAAUGCACAAUUCGCAGAGAUUCGUUGACAUCGCACGUGUGUAAAAAUCUUCCGCACUAUUCGCAGUUUGUCAAUCGCGUGGAUCAGCGUGAAUCGCUGCAAAUGACAAACUUUUUCCCCUCCACAUCUUAUUUCACGAAUCUUACGACUUGAAUUACGAAUUUGAUGAUUCGCAAGUUUCGAAUACGCGCAUAGUCGCGCGGCGCUGUGUAGGUUUUGUAACACGCGCACGAGAUUCGGCAAUCGCUACAAAGAAAAAAACAUACUUGAGACUCUCACACAUAACACAUGAUUUACACUACGUGAUGUGAUAAAGUUGUAAAAAAAAAAAAAAAAAAAUUCAAUCGGAUUCCGAUAAAUUUAAUUCAAAAACAUAGUUUUAAAUUCGUUUUAAAUUCGAAUCACGCUACAACAGCUAGCAAAAUCGGUAGAUUCAAUAUCUAUGUUUUUUUUGUUCUCUCAGUUCGACACACUUAGAUUCCUUUGCGUUAAAAUUGCGAAUCACGAGUCGAAAAAUAUAUAUAUAUAUAUUCUUUUUCGAAAUAUAAUUACACAAAAUGUCGAAUAUAUAUAAAAUACUUUAGAAUAAAUAUUCGAUAUAUAGAAGAAAAUAUUCGAUAUAUAGAAGAAAAUACAAUAAUACUACUGCACAAUAAUUCGAGAAGCGCCUCUUGACCAUCGUGAGUUCUUUUCUUUUUUGACAUAAAUCACAAGCACGAUUCAAGAGGUCUCGAAGUCUCAAGAUUCAAUCUUCGAUUUUCGCGUUCGCGGAAAAUUACGAAAAAAAAAAAAAAAAAAAAAAAAAAA
Molecule: messenger RNA, 13047 nt
Organism: Pseudomyrmex gracilis
Lineage: Eukaryota; Metazoa; Arthropoda; Insecta; Hymenoptera; Formicidae
Product: serine-rich adhesin for platelets-like
Exons: 20
Coding region: 376-9234 (2952 amino acids)
Biological process (GO): chitin catabolic process; carbohydrate metabolic process
Cellular component (GO): extracellular region
Molecular function (GO): chitinase activity; chitin binding
Source: RefSeq, a predicted model, not a curated record